AUGAAAACAAAACGUGCCACCUUAACCGCUCUCUACCUUCUCUCUGGAACAUCCCAUGCAUCCUGGUCCCCACCACCCGACUAUGCACUCUACACCUCAGAUAAUGGACACUUCUUCCAGCUCUCCAAUGGUUCGCCAUUCUUCUGGCAAGCCGACACAGCAUGGACUCUCAUGGCGCGACUCAACUACACCGAAACCGAAACAUACCUGGCAGACCGUGCCUCGAAAGGUUUCAAUGUCGUAGAAGCAAUCGGACCCUCAUUUUCCGGUCUAGAUGGUGCAAACAGACAGGGCGAUCUAGCAUUCAUCAACAUGGACGUUCACCAGCCCAACGAGGCAUACUGGAAUCACGUGGACUCUGUGGUCGAAUUGGCAUGGAAGAGGCACGGGAUCCGGAUAGCCCUAUUUCCCGCGUGGGGAAACUACGUGCACAACAGCGAGAACAUCGCAGGGCCUUUGAACACAAGCAAUGCGGGCAUUCUGGGCGAGUUUAUAGGGAAAAGAUACCCAUAUCUCCCUAAGAUUCUGUUCGGGGAUAUCAAUCCGACAUGGCAGAACAAAACGCAGGUUAAGGAAGAAUACGCAGCCGGUGGCGUUCCAUCAAAGUAUGAGACCGUCGACUGGCUACCUGUAUACAAUGCCCUAGCAGAAGGGAUCAUUCGAGGCGAAAGGGCUGCUGUACGGAAUAGCACCGCCAGUGCGAAAUAUACGCCCUUGAUUAGCCUCCAUAACCAGAACCAAUGGUUCGACGGUGCGCCUUUAGCGUUGGCAAGCUCGGAAGCCGGGCAUCGUGACUGGUUGACCUUCGAUAUCGCGCAGUCCGGCCAUAGUGACUAUCCUCCCAACCCACCGAUCCAUUGGUGGAAUUGCAGACGCGGCUACGAGACCGUCGAAUUAAUGUAUGCUGUUGGGGAGAGAUGGCCUGGUAAGAAGCGGCCUGCGCUAGACAAUGAACCACAUUACGAGGGACGUUAUAACAAUGCGCGUGGCUGGUUGCCGUCCUGGAAUGCAAGUGAUGUGCGAGUGGGUACAUGGCAGACUGUCUUUUCCGGCGCUGCAGGGGCUGUGUACGGGGCAGACAUGGUCUGGCAGAUGUACAAUCCGGCAUUUUACGAGUCCAAUGGUGGUGGACCUGCGUUGCCCUGGUAUGAAGCCAUCAAGCUCCCGGGCUCAAAACAGAUUCAAUUCGUAAAGAAGGCCAUUCUGGAUCGUGGAAACAGCAGCUUUCUUGAUAGGGUUCCAGCUUCUGAAAUCAUUGUCGGCAACGCAGGUACGUCAAAAUUCCCUCUCAAACGACAGGCAAAGUUGCAGGUUGGCUUAUUCGAAAUCCAAGGUGUGAAUGACAAGAAAAUCAAAGCUCUUCGGGACUCAAAAGGGUCCUGGAUCAUGGUCUACACUCCAACGGGGAAACAAUUCUCUAUUGAUACUAAGGACAUCGAGGGCUGCGACGUGAAGGCGAGAUGGUAUGAUCCACUAUCUGGCGACUAUACUUCGAUAAAAUAUGCGCAGUGCGAGAGCAACUCAACAAUCAAGGAGUUUGCGCCACCGAAGACGGACGAUCAUGACGACUGGACACUUGUCUUAGAAAAGGACGACUGA
Molecule: messenger RNA, 1599 nt
Organism: Aspergillus melleus
Lineage: Eukaryota; Fungi; Ascomycota; Eurotiomycetes; Eurotiales; Aspergillaceae
Product: glycoside hydrolase family 140 protein
Exons: 2
Coding region: 1-1599 (532 amino acids)
Source: RefSeq, a predicted model, not a curated record